GGGCGGCAGCUUGCUCGAAGAGCCCAUCUCUGCUGCUGCCGUGACCUUCAUCUGGAAGGCAACGGGUAACCAUGUGCAUGCUUGAUAGGUCUGGCUGAGCCCAGCACCUACAAAGCCUUCGCUGGAAAAGGAAGGGACUUCCCCGAGGCAGUCUGCAUGUGGAAACGACCUCCUCCUGCACAGAAAAUGGGCCAGAAGGUCUCACACGAGGACAACCAAGAGAACAAGGCUGAAACUCUGGUCAUCUGCGAAGUCUUCAGCCAAGGUGUGGUCCAUGCAUCUCAAAGGCUGAAGGACUAUCUUGGGGUUGUGGAUCCUCAGAGCAAAUUCCAGCCAGCCACAAACACACUGAGCGAGAUCUUUUUGGUCAACUUCAUCAGCUUCUGCGUGGAAAAGGGAGUGGAGGAACGUAUCGUGACCAGCAAAAUGACCAAGCGGCAGUCCUCCCUGUUCGGGGUGGACUGGGUUUGGACUCCGUCUGGAGCUGACAAGCAAAUCAAACUUCAGAUCGCUGUGCAGGCUUUACAGCUGGCUGAGCUUCCCUGCAGCGACGGCGGCCCCGCUGAGGCGGUGGAGGGCUGCUGCCGGGAAGCCGUGCUGGCAGAUGAGUGCUUCCAAAACGGGAGCAGGUUUGAGGAGCUGGCGGAGUUCUGCCACUUGGUGGGACGGGACUGCCUGGGCUUGUUCAUCAUGUUCGGUGUGCCAGGGAAGCCCAAGGCCAUCCGAGGAGUCAUGCUAGACAGCAUUGCCAAGGAGGAGCAAAAAUGCUGCCUGUUGGGCAGGGAUGCGCUACGGCAAUUUGUCACCAGUACUGACAGCUUCCUGCCCACAAAAGACAUGCUGGAAAACUGCCUCGGUGCAAAAAAUGGACCGAAAGAGGUGGGCAAUGUGUACAUAAACCUUCUGUAAACCACUGGUUAACGGCAGUGGCUCUCUGCAUGCCAGCACCAGAGGCUGCGUGGGGCUCAGCUCUGCCUCCCUCGCUUUUCUGGCAUGCCGUUCCCUCCACCCCCUUAUUUCCCACCUUCCCCUCCACCCAUCACAUUCCCUUAGCUCCUGCAGAAGGCGGGCUGAGUCAGUCUUUCCAGGUUUUAAAACAACAGAAUGUACCUGCCAGAAAAAUGUGUUUAUAGAAGGUAUGUCAUUUUUCCAGAACGUUUUGUUCGCCAGACAUUAAGUCGUGGCCAGAGCUGAUGAAAGCUUUGUCACCCUGAGCCUUUAGGAGGCCAUGGUAGAUUUGACUCACAGCCUUUGUUUACUGUGUGGCAGAUUUUUUUUUUCUGCAGUAGGAGGUUGAGUCUGUAAUAAAAUAUACUGGUGCUGGUCAGAAGAUUUGCACUGAGCGUGAAGGACAGUACUAGGGCUUAAAAAUGCUGGUUUGGAGGAGUGAGCUGGUUCCCAACUAAGAGGAAAAGCACUUCCCCGUGAUAGAAAUGGGCUAUAUGAGAAACCUAUUAAUUACCUGCCCCUUAAAAGUAGAUCAGUGCCAGGCUACGGAGGACCUUGGAGCUGUGCCCAAAAUGCAGGGGUAGGGUUGGUCCCAGCUGCAAAGCCUGUUCUUGCUGAGUGGCUGUCUCAGGUCAUUGUGUGGCAAAAGGCAGUGGCAGUUGUUAAAGAAAACUUGGGGGGAAAAUCAACCAGGGAGACAAAAACCUGGCCCUGGAGAUGCUGGUGGGUUUGUGCUUUUCAUGGCAGCAGGGGCAGCUCCUGACCACUGGUGGCAGAGAGCAAAAGUCUGGAGGAGGCAGAAUUAUUUCGUUUUGAAUUUGUUUUCAGUAGCUUAGCAGCUGAUUGUGUUUAUGGACUAAUUUAUUCCAUUUCCCCCAGCUUUUAGUGGACAAAGUGAGACUUUUGGGUUGCACAAUUGUGAUUACUUGCUUUCAGCCACUGUUAACCAGUGAAAGAAGACCUGAUCAGUUUUCAAACUGGUAAACUCACUUUUUGUUCAUAGCUAUCCGAAUAGUUUUGUCAGUGCAAACCUCCUCUACCUGUAGUUUUCUUGUAAUUUUAUUCAUCUUAUUUAACAGAAUAAAAAUAAUUUCAAAAGCUCAUGCAUAUUUUACUAUUUACUAUUUAUUUGAGUUAUAAGAUGGGGCAGCUGCAACAGCUGAGAAAUAAAGGCUGUUCUUUACACAGCCAUUAAAAAAGGGCAUAAAGAAGCUGCAGCAUCAGUGCCAGAAUUGUUCGCAGCUUUUCCAUGGCGUAGGCACAGAGGCUGAAAGGUGAACUGAAAUAAAAACAUACAGAGAACUGUGACAUUUUUGCCGAAUCACAAAUAUGUAGAUGGGUAUGGAGAAGGGAGGCCUUUUAGUUUUGAAAUAGUUCAUUGAGAUACAGUUGUUUUUAAAGAGCUAGUGUCAUUGUAUUUUUUGUGUGUAGCAGGGGUUUGAGGGGAUAGUUCUGGUGUUUUACAUAGAAAACACGCAUAGCUAUGGCGAUAUGUGCAGAGCAUGAGGACUCCUCUACACCUGUUCAGGAAGGUUGGGGGUUUUUUUGCCUGUUUAAAGUUACAGCAUAACCAAUACUGCAGCAGGAUUGAUUGGUUUAUAAAAGAUCAGCACAAAAGCUUUAAUUUUGCAUUAAAUUGGUAUCUUAUAACUAGUGCGUGUCUCUUAAGCUAUUCAGUUCUGCAGGAAUGCUGUCUCUGAAAACUGGUUGGGCUUUCUCCUUUGGAUGUUAUGCAUGCUUUUUCAGUGUUGGAAAGGGGAAAAUCAAAAUGUCUUGACUAUAUGGAGUUGGAACUAUGGAAGUUACACAUUGGGGCAGUUGCCAAUUUGAUUUGUGUUCUCCAAAGUGGCUCUGGUACCUCAGAGAUGUCAGGCAGGCUUGGUGUUUAUUCUGGGAGCCAGGGUAUAUCGCCCAGGCUGCGCUGCACUCUGCCUGGUUGCCUUGUGGGUUUUAGCUCAGGAGCCUGGGCCCUCAGCAACGGUGGGAACUGGCCAAGGCUUUGUGCUAGGGCUAAUAAUGGUGCAGAUGCACAACAAAGUAUUUAACAAUGUAAAUUUGACCAUGUUCAUUUAUUCAGCCAAGCUGGAGUCUCAGCUCAGGUGACUCACAGCCAUACCACAAGCUUCUGUAACACCAAAUACUGAUUUACCAGGUAAGGUGCUGACCGCAGACAGUUUAAUCCCAUGGUAAUUAAGGUUAGUAAAAGCAAAGUGAACGGGUUGGGUUGGGUUGGUUGUUUGGGUUUUUUUUGCUUUGGACACCAUUUGCUAAUGUAUACGUUAUUACAAUUUGUACAGUUUAUAGUGUAGUUGAGCUCGAGAGCUCACGGAAGCGUAGCUCAGUGAAGAAAGGCUCUCAGAAGAGGAAACAUGCAGCACUGCUGCUGUUGGCUGGUUUGCUUAGCCAGGUAGGUCUUCCUAGCAAGAAAAAAAAAGCACAACACCUUACCCCACCCUUUUUAAAGAAACUUUAAUGUAAGAAGCAUUAGUUUAUCACAGGAUACAG
Messenger RNA from Harpia harpyja (harpy eagle), 3453 nucleotides. It is a transcript of the gene REP15, whose product is annotated as RAB15 effector protein. Lineage: Eukaryota; Metazoa; Chordata; Aves; Accipitriformes; Accipitridae. Bases 157 to 909 code for a protein of 250 amino acids. The transcript has a single exon. The record is from RefSeq and is a predicted model, not a curated record. Gene Ontology annotation, biological process: receptor recycling.